AUGUGUUACUAUGGUGGAUACUAUGGAGGCCUGGGCUUUGGCUAUGGUUGCCUAGGCUGUGGCUAUGGCUGUGGCUAUGGCUGUGGCUAUGGUGGAUAUGGUUAUGGCUGCUGCCGCCCACUAUGCUGUAGAAGAUACUGGUCCUAUG
Messenger RNA from Grammomys surdaster, 148 nucleotides. Its product is annotated as keratin-associated protein 20-2-like. The transcript has a single exon. The annotation marks the transcript as partial. The record is from RefSeq and is a predicted model, not a curated record. NCBI's taxonomy places the organism in Eukaryota, Metazoa, Chordata, Mammalia, Rodentia, Muridae.